This is a messenger RNA of Epithele typhae, 1443 nucleotides long. RefSeq lists its product as uncharacterized. Lineage: Eukaryota; Fungi; Basidiomycota; Agaricomycetes; Polyporales; Epitheliaceae. Gene Ontology annotation, molecular function: hydrolase activity, acting on carbon-nitrogen (but not peptide) bonds. The transcript has 5 exons. The record is from RefSeq and is a predicted model, not a curated record. Bases 1 to 1443 code for a protein of 480 amino acids.
AUGACAAACCUCGCCCACCGCUCAACUCCCAUCGCAGGCUCGAAAGAUGACGGCGAGCGUUUCAUCAGCAUCUACGCCGGCAAGCUGUUCGACUCGCAUUCCCAGCAGCUCCUACCUUGUCGUGUUGUGAGCAUUUCUCGGGACUCUGGGCUCGUGGCCGACGUCCAGGAAUGGGGCCCAGAAGACGUACGCGGCCUUGAUUUUGCCAACGACGCCAGCUUGGUCGAUCUCCGUGAGGCUACGGUCCUUCCGGGCUUCGUCGACACCCACGUUCACAUGUUCUUGCACCCGUACGCCGAAGUUUCCUGGGAGAACCAACUCACACAAGAGUCUCUCGUCGAGCGCACCGUGCGUGCGACGGUGCACGCGAAACGAACCUUGAUGGCUGGUUACACAACUGUCAGAGACUUGGGAACCGAGGGUGCCGAGGACGCCGACGUCCAGCUGAGGAAGUGCAUGUCUGGCCCGAACGCGUUGAUCCCAGGGCCGCGAUACUUUUGCGCGAACCGCGCGAUCAUCUGCAGCGGGUACUAUGGCCCCAAGAGUCAGUUGCACUACCACCAAGACGGUGUCGAUUGUGUCACAGGCGCCGAGUUUGUCGACGGCGAGGUGGAAUGCGUCAAGGCCGUGCGCAAACAGAUUGGAGCAGGCGCUGACUGGGUCAAGGUAACGUCUCUAUCCACUCACACCCUUCCAGACUACAGACCGCGCACGCGCAUGGCCGACGUCUCGACCGCCACACCCGCCAAAGCGGUUCGGACCUUCUCCCCACCCGAGCUCGCCGCACUCAUCACCACCGCCCGCGGACUCGGCGUCCGCGUCGCCGCGCACGUCCAAACCUGGCGCCUCGACCUCCUCCCCGAGAACGGCGGCGUCGACACGCUCGAGCACGGCGCCGACCUCCCCGCCGAUCUCCUCCCCGCCGUCGCCGCCUCGCGCGUGAUCUGGGUCCCGACGCUCUCCGUCUUCUACACCAUCGACACCGCGCGCGCGCCCGGGGGCCUGUGGGACCGCGCCGCGAAGAACUUCCAGGCCGCGCUCAAGGCCGGGGUGACGCGCAUCGCGUGUGGGGGCGACACGGGCCCCUUCCCGCACGGGGAGAACGCGCUCGAGAUGAAGCUCAUGGUGCGCCUCGGGGCGCCGUGGCGGAGCGUGCUCCGGUGGGCGACGCUCGGCGGGUGGGAGGCCGUGCGGAGCGUCGAGUGGGAGGGUGCGUUGGGAGAGGCGCGGAUCGCGCGCCUGGGGGAGAUGCGCGAGGACGCACGUGUGGUGGGGGACAACGAAGUGCCGUUUGGUGCUCUGCGGCGCGGGUUUGCGGCGGACAUCGUGGCGACUGUGGGGGAUUUGGAGACGAACUUCGCGCGAGCGGUGGACAAGGAUAACAUCGUGUUUGUCAUGAAAGGAGGCAAGAUAGUGAAAAUGAACGGCAGUCCGCUUGUGUAG